AUGAGGCCAUCCGACGCCCUCGACGACGACGACCCAGAACCCGGCCGGAAGCGGCCUCGAUUCUCUCUUGGACGGGUUGUUGAGAACACUUUUGGUUGGACCCCUAGCGACCAGAAGCCGAGGGAAGAGAAGAGCGCUCCAUAUCGAGACCCGCGGUAUAAGAUCUUGCUUGAGACCGAGGGUAGUUUUAUGGGCAAGUCCGACUUAGGUAUCUCGGAUGCGAGCAAAAUCAUUUGCCGUACCUUACUCGAGUCGGAGCAGACGGUUCCUAAAGAUUCUGUCACGUAA
Messenger RNA from Durotheca rogersii, 288 nucleotides. RefSeq lists its product as uncharacterized. The transcript is spliced from 2 exons. The coding region runs from base 1 to 288 and encodes 95 amino acids. The record is from RefSeq and is a predicted model, not a curated record. NCBI's taxonomy places the organism in Eukaryota, Fungi, Ascomycota, Sordariomycetes, Xylariales, Xylariaceae.